UAUUCAUGCAGUAAAAUGGCAGAAGCCAAAAUUUCAGUCGAUGAGAAUGAGUUCACGUGUCCAGUGUGUCUGGAUCUCCUGAAGGAUCCAGUGACCAUUCCCUGCGGACACAGUUACUGUAAGAGCUGUAUUACAGACUUCUGGGAUCAGGAUGAUGAGAAGAGAGUCUACAGCUGCCCUCAGUGCAGACAGACCUUCAGUCCAAGACCUGCUUUAGGUAAAAACACCAUGCUGGCUGAAGUGGUGGAGAAACUGAAGAAGAUUAAGCUUUCUGCUGACUGUUACGCUGGAGCUGGAGACGUGCAGUGUGACGUCUGUACUGGAAGAAAAUACAAAGCCGUCAAGUCCUGUCUGGUGUGUCUGGAAUCUUACUGUCAAACUCAUUUUGACCGUCAUGAGGAAUAUCACUCUCGUAAACCACACAAAGUGAUCGAUGCCACUGGACGACUGCAGGACAUGAUCUGCCGUAAACAUGAUAAAGAGCUAGAAAUGUUCUGUAUCACUGAUCAACAAUGCAUCUGUGUGCGGUGUAAGGAGUAUGAACAUAAAAACCACAACACUGUAUCAACUGCAGCACAGAGGACAGAGAAACAGAAACAGCUGAAGGAGACGCAGAUGAAGAUCCAUCAGAGAAUCCAGCAGAGACAGAAAGAUCUUCAGCAGCUGAGAGAGGCUGUGGAGUCUCAUAAGCGCUCUGCACAGACAGCAGUGGAGGACAGUGAGAGGAUCUUUACUGAGCUCAUCCGCUCCAUUGAGAGAAGCCGCUCUGAGGUCACACAGCUGAUCAGAGAUCAGGAAAAGGCUGCAGUGAGUCAAGCUGAAGGACAACUGGAGCAACUGGAGCAGGAGAUCAAUGAUCUGAGGAGGAGAGACGCUGAGCUGGAGCAGCUUUCACACACACAUGAUCACAUCCAUUUUCUGCAGAGUUUCCAGUCUCUCUCAGGACCUCCUGAAUCUACAGAUGAACCUGACGAUUCCUUCAGUUCUCUCUUCUCUUUUGAUGGCAUGAGAGAAUCUGUCCAUCAGCUGAGAGACAAACUGGAGGAUUUGUGCAAAGAGGAGAUCAAGAAGAUCUCUAACAGAGUCACUUUCGUCAGCAUGAAUCCCAAGAACAAGAAUGACUUCCUACAGUAUUCCCAUCAGCUCACUCUGGAUCUGAACACAGUGAAUGAAAACCUCUGUCUGUUUGAGAGGAACAGAGUGAUUACUGUCACUGACACAGUCCAGCCGUAUCCUGAUCAUCCAGACAGAUUUGAUAUGUAUCGUCAGGUGUUGUGUAGAGAGAGUGUGUGUGGACGCUGUUACUGGGAGAUUGAGUGGAGUGGAGAUUAUGUGGGUAUAUCAGUAUCAUAUAAGAGCAUCACCAGGAAGGGAUGGGGUAUUGAGUGUGCGUUUGGACUUAAUGAUCAGUCCUGGAGUUUGUUCUGCUCUUCCUCCAGAUUCUCAUUCAGACACAAUAAGAUACAGACUGAUCUCCCUGCAGCACCCAUCAGUGGUAAAAUAGGAGUGUAUGUGGAUCACAGUGCAGGAACUCUGUCCUUCUACAGCGUCUCUGACACAAUGAGCCUCAUCCACACAGUCCAGACCACAUUCACUCAGCCGCUCUAUCCUGGGUUUUAUGUUUGGUCUGGAUCAGUGAAACUGUGUUGAUGUUUCAGAAUAGAUUGUAACAGUGAGAUGAUACAGAGUCUCUUAUUUCCUCUUCAUUACAUUAAUACUGCUGAACUUCUUAAACUGAAAUAACAGAAUAAAUUUGUGUUUUAAAUCCUCAUAGAGACAGUAGUGUGUGUGUGCGUGUGUGUGCAUGUGUGUGUGUGUUUUUGUGACAUAUCAGGACACAAAUUUGUAUAAUGACAUGGGUAUGACAUAGGUAUUACAAGAAGUAUGAGGACAUUACCCUUCUCUUAGAAUAAAUAAAUUGCCUUGCCUUGAGGUUACUAACUAGCAGCAAUUUAAUAUAUCAUACAAUACUUGCAUCAGGCCUCAACUUUUCAAGAGCGUCUAGAUAUACUGUUGCAGUAGAAAGUCCUUAGAGUUCAGUCUGAUGGUGCUGAAGUUGCAGUCGAUGUCUUGAAUAAAGGACCGAUGACUUGUAUGGUUAGUUUGACUCUUAGUGGGGAAAGAGUCCUUUUCUCUCCCAGCUCGGGGGCUGGGUGGUCUCACGUGCCAGCAAUCAGUAGUAUAGCAGGGACAAACAGAAGAACCAGAAGAGAGCGUGAGUGUUCUGAUUGGGGGUACUUAACUUCUACAGAAAUGUUACACCCCUGAGUCUUUGCUUGACCAAUGAGAAAGGUCCAAUUCUCUGUUGGGAGAUUUUCUUUGUUUGAGAGCGACCUCAUUUGCCUGAGGGGUGUGGCUAUAAAGUUUGUGUCCAUUUAUAUUCUGAUAAAUAUAACAAACAUACAAUGCAUUCUAUGAGAUGGUGAUGUCCACCAAAGUGUGAGUCAUUAAAUGAGCAUUAAUUUGAUAGGAGACAUGAGGUACGCAGGGUUACCUUAACUAAUAGUAUACUCAUAAGAUUUUCAUAAAGCAAAAUGCACUCAAGAGACACUUUUCAAGACAGUUAUAAUUAUACACACAAUGUCCUGGGAUGCAUGUUCAUUUAUAGAACAGUUUGUCUAUAAAUUAAUGCAAGUCUGUUCCAAGGGCUAUGGGUUUUUCUAUGGCCUCUGCUUUUUGGCUGCAUAGUUCAGGGGGCAGUAAAUUAAGCCUUAUCAGAUGGUGUCCAUGGUAACUGAGGCCCUUCUUGUCCUAGUUGGGGGAGGGUGGUUCCAUAAACCACAGAAUGAGUUUCAAGGAUUAUUUGUUAAAUAUAACAAGUAGUUGUGUCUGAUUGGUCCAGAUGCUUCAGCUGAUAUCGAUACCGAUGUGAUACUUCUAAUCUGAACUUAUACACUUUAAAAUUUGUUAAAUUAUUGAAUUACUAAGUGUAAAAUGGGUAAUGAUACCCACUUAACAUUAUAUUUGAAAGGUAUUUUAACAUUCAAUACCCCUUAAUUACAAUUUAUUAGAUUAUAUUUUUGUUUACACAUGGUUAAAAUGUUUACUUGUAACUAUGGAAAUCUACAAAUACUAUAGGCCUAGCUGAACUAUGUUCACUGCAGUAAUGGUUCAUUUUCAUAAGGGACUGCCAGUGACAGGCUGUUGCACCCAUAAAAUGCAACCUUUGUAUUUGUCACAGUCUGUUUAGUUUCACUUUCAGUUUAUGGACUUUGUUUGUUUUCCAUGAUCACAUGUUCUGUUUCCCGCCUUCAUCAUUAGUUCAUCUGUAUCACCUGUGUCUCAUUAAUCAACCUUGUUAUGUUUGCUAUUUAGUUUCCCCGGUUCACUCAGUCUUUGUCCGUUCACCGUUUGAGUAAGUUGUGUUGCAUAUCUAUGCCUGUAAACCUGUGGAUUACGUUAUUAAACUAGUAUUUGGAUUUAU
Ctenopharyngodon idella (grass carp) is the source of this 3424-nucleotide messenger RNA. RefSeq names its product tripartite motif-containing protein 16-like. NCBI's taxonomy places the organism in Eukaryota, Metazoa, Chordata, Actinopteri, Cypriniformes, Xenocyprididae. The coding region runs from base 16 to 1650 and encodes 544 amino acids. The transcript has 6 exons. The record is from RefSeq and is a predicted model, not a curated record. Gene Ontology annotation, molecular function: protein binding; zinc ion binding.